AUGAUGGUUAAACCCCGUGGCCUGGUGAUUCUAGGCCUCUCAUUUAUCCCGGGGCUCGUCCUGGGUAGCAGUAAUACCGCUGCCCUCCCAGCAACCUCCGCUGCCUCUCAACUCGCCACUGCAACGCAGCCAAUCAACAUGGGGGAAGACUUUAACGCCUUUGCUAAAAGCAUUGGCCUAUCCAGUUCGCAGACCUGCAAGCUCAAGGCAAAGUAUGAUGCCAUUGUCAAUGGUGGAAACAGUCCCGAAGACAACUUGGACCUGGCUUGCCAAGUAGCCCAGGAGUCCCUGGGAGCCGACCAGGUCGACAGCGCACCCGUCGGUCAGGCCCUGAUUAAUGAGAAUUGGUCCUUAACCUGCGUUGCCGACGCCUAUUGCGUCGUUCUGCCGCGAAACACGGACGAAACUGUCAAGGCCGUCAGGGUCAUCAGCUAUUUUAAAGUGAAGUUCGCGGUGCGCGCUGGUGGCCAUUCGCCCAACCCCGGCUGGUCCAGCGUGGGACAGGAGGGAAUCCUCCUCGAUCUGCAGAGGUUGAAUCAGAUCAGCCUGUCGAGCGAUAAGAAGCUCUGCAGCCUCGGCCCUGGAGCACGUUGGGGUAACGUGGUAGCAACUCUGGGCACGCAGAACGCGACCGUUCUCGCCGGCCGGAAUCCCCUCGUCGGCGUGGGCGGUCUCAUCUUGGGAGGCGGAUAUCACCACACGUCCUCGGAAUACGGGACCGUUGCAGACAAUGUGAAAAACUUCGAGGUUGUCUUGUCCAAUGGGACCGUCGUAAACGCGAACAUAGACGAAAACAAUGACCUGUUCUGGGCCCUCAAAGGCGGCGGGCCAAACUUCGGUAUCGUCACCCGCUUCGACGUUUACACCCUGCCCGGGACAGAGAUAUGGUAUCAACUGGCCAUCUACGGGCUGGAUCAAGCAUUCGACAUUCUGGACACCUUCGCAAAAUGGCAGCAGAACGAAGGCUCCUCCGACUUCAAGGCAAAUCUGAUCCUAUCUCUCGGCAUAGAUAGCCAUGUGAUCGGACUCGUCUACUCGGCACCUGCGCCUGAGGUUCCCAGUGCCUUCGCCCCUUUUUUCGAGUUGACGCCGCUCCAGGUGGUGGUGCCAGCAACAAAUGGCACUUUCGCAUCGCUGAACGAGGCCAUAGCCCCCUUUGUCCCUAUGGAGCAGAUGCGGCACGAUUACGGAGGCGUUAGCUCGCGCGUCGACGCGCAGCUCUACAAAGAUGUCUACACAUUCUGGGCCGAGAGGGCCCUCGCCGCACGCGAUGCUACCGGCGCAAACCAGACCUUCGUCCUGCAGCAUGUCCCCAGCAACAUGGUAGCCCAGGGGAUCGCUAAGGGCGGAAACCCCCUAGGCCUUAUACAAGAGACCCAUCAGUGGUGGACGACACUCGUCGACUGGAGGGAGGCGAAAGAUGACGACGCUGCGCGAGCCGUCACGAUCGAUACGGUCGCGCAGUGGAAGAAGCUCGGCCAGGAGCGCGGCCUCUACCUGCCCUUCUACUUCAUGAACGACUCCGGACGGAACCAAAACCCGAUCGCGGGGUACGGCCAGGCGAACGUCGACAAGCUCAACGAGGUCUCACGCAAGUACGAUAGCAGCCAGUUCUUCCAGACCCAGCAGGUCGGCGGCUUCCUGCUCUCGCGCGCCUAG
Molecule: messenger RNA, 1659 nt
Organism: Durotheca rogersii
Lineage: Eukaryota; Fungi; Ascomycota; Sordariomycetes; Xylariales; Xylariaceae
Product: Glucooligosaccharide oxidase
Exons: 6
Coding region: 1-1659 (552 amino acids)
Molecular function (GO): FAD binding
Source: RefSeq, a predicted model, not a curated record